This is a messenger RNA of Epinephelus fuscoguttatus (brown-marbled grouper), 5091 nucleotides long. RefSeq names its product src-related kinase lacking C-terminal regulatory tyrosine and N-terminal myristylation sites (gene srms). The transcript has 8 exons. The coding region runs from base 552 to 2066 and encodes 504 amino acids. Gene Ontology annotation, cellular component: extrinsic component of cytoplasmic side of plasma membrane. Lineage: Eukaryota; Metazoa; Chordata; Actinopteri; Perciformes; Serranidae. Gene Ontology annotation, biological process: cell surface receptor protein tyrosine kinase signaling pathway; cell differentiation; innate immune response. Gene Ontology annotation, molecular function: ATP binding; non-membrane spanning protein tyrosine kinase activity; signaling receptor binding. The record is from RefSeq and is a predicted model, not a curated record.
ACGCAGGUGUGUGAGCAGCAGGAGGUGUGCGGAGCGCCAAACCCAAACUUUUUACGCACCGUGCCGUCGCUUCACCUUCACCUUCCUCUUCCCCUCUCGCGGAUUAACACCUGAGCAUCACCCGCUGCAGCCGUUUUCCCCUGUUUGCACCAGAUUACAAUGGAUUAACAUUUUCUCGGGAGCCAUGCUCACAUUCUCGGUUCAUCUUGGGUCGAGCCGCCGAGACCUCGCAGGGAACCGAUCCGACUUGGAUGCCCUCCAUUCCCGUUUCCGCAUUCCCGCAGCCGCCGUGCGCACUGCAGGCGCGGAGCUCAGAUCCGUGAUCUCAACAGAAAAAACCGGUUCCUCCGGCUAAUCUACCCAACUAUUGCUGGCGGUGCAUUAUGUUUCCAGCCAGAGGAAGAGAGGGAACCCGGAGGACUGAACGGCUGGUCACUGUGGGCUGUAAAAGGCCGUUUUCAGCGGACUGAGAAUCCUGAACCGCGUCUUAUUGAUCGGUGAACCGACCAAACCUGGAAUAACCCCUCCGCCGCGCUCCUUCAUGUCCCGGGAUGGAGAGUUGCUGUCGCUCUUGUAUGCCGUGUUUAAGCCGGCUCUGGGACUGCAUUUGGCCGGACUUCCGCUACCCAGCCGUCCCCAACAACAACCAUGUCAUCGCCAACCCUGCCGCGCAGGCGGCGGAGAUCCGCACCGUGUCCGGCGACAUCCGCGUCCCGUCGCCCAAGAAGCGGCCGGUGCAGCUUUACGCGGCGCUCUUCGACUUCGAGGCCCGCAGCGACGACGAGCUGACGGUGAAGGAGGGGGACAAGCUGUCGGUGAUCGAGAAGCGGGGGGAGUACGUGCUGGCCAAGAAGCUGACCGGGUCUCUGGAGUCCGGACUGAUCCCGGCGAACUACGUGGCUCUGCUGCAGGACGAGUUCGCCAAACACAAGUGGUACUAUGGGAACAUAAACCGUGUGAAAGCUGAGAAGCUGCUGCUGGCUUCCCAAAACAAAGAUGGCUCCUUCCUGGUUCGCAUCAGUGAGAGUCACAGUGACGAGUACACAAUCUCUGCCCGCAGUGAAGGGAAGGUGUACCACUUCAGGAUCCAGCGCUCCUCCAUCGGGGCGUACUUUGUCUCAGAUAAGAUCUCCUUUGCUACGCUGGGAGAGCUGAUCUCCUACUACCAGAAAAACCCUCGCAGCCUGGGAGUGCUGCUGGAGGAGCCCUGCGCCCAGCAGCGGGAGCUGUACGACAUGGAGCCGUGGGAGAGGCCUCGAGAAGAGUUCAGGCUCCACAAGAAACUGGGAGAGGGACACUUUGGAGAGGUGUGGGAGGCUCUGUGGACCACAGAGAACAAGAAGGUGGCCAUAAAGACGCUGAAACAAGAGGACACAAAGCAGGACGAGUUUGUGAAGGAGGUUCAGGCCUUGAAGAGUCUCCAUCACCCGAAGCUGAUCCAGCUGUUGGCCAUGUGCUCCAGAGGAGAGCCGGUCUACAUCGUGACCGAACUCAUGACUAAAGGAAGCCUCAAGUCCUACCUUGCCUCUGCUGAAGGCCAGGUGCUGACAUCAGCUCAUCUGAUCUACAUGGGCAGUCAGAUUGCGGAGGGCAUGGCCUACCUGGAGGACAGGAACAUCGUCCACAGAGACCUGGCUGCCAGAAACAUCCUGGUGGGAGACGAUCUGGUCUGCAAGGUGGCCGACUUCGGACUGGCUCGAAUUAUUAAGGACAGUGUGUAUACAGCCAGUCGAAACACAAAGAUCCCGGUGAGGUGGACGGCACCUGAAGCAGCAAUCUACCAGCGGUUCUCGGUAAAAUCAGAUGUGUGGUCAUUUGGGGUCCUGCUGUAUGAGAUGAUGUCACGUGGCAAGAUGCCUUAUGAAGGAAAAAGCAACAAGGAAGUGUUGGAUCUGCUGUCGUCAGGGUUUCGGCUGCCCUGUCCAACCCGCUGUCCUCAGAAUAUUUACCGCAUCAUGAUGGACUGCUGGGCCGCUGAGCCCUCUAAGAGACCCUCAUUCCACGCCCUACAUAGCCAGUUGGAUUCAAUAUAUGCCAGGAUAUAUUUCAAGACUAUAGAGGUAUAGAAAGAGGAAGACGAGGACAGUGAGAGCAUCUGCAACUAGCAGCAGGAUGGACUGCAACUAUGAAAAAGGAAGGAAAGGGGGGGAUGAGAAACAGCAAGCAGUAUUCUCCUCAACUGUGCACAGCAGGGUAUAUGCACUUUAAAAACACCAAGGUGUGAAAGGACAGAGGGAGGAGAGCAUCAGAAGUGGACAAACAGGAGUAAUAGUUCAAGAUGGAGAAGAUGCUCGCCAAAUCAAAGAGGAACAAUGAGGAAUCCUUCAUUUCUGAGUCUAAAACAAAACAAGAUGGACAAAUGAGAGCCUGAACAUAACCUGAGAGAGGUGUGUAAAUACACUCCUAUCUAAAGAAACUGAACACUGAAACCCUUGGCACAUUCACAGAACCAACUGUUUUUAAUUUUAUACCCUUUUGUGUUUUAUAAAUAAUAUUUUAUUACUUCUGUAUGUGCCAUGUCUGUGGAUGCACACUUUGAAAUGUUAUGAAAUCACCGGUCAGGACUCAAGUUAAUCACCUGUCUUCUGACUGCAGAGCCUGUGCUACAAUCGAGGUUAUGUGCAAUAAUUAAGAGCUUGCUGGGUUUUAGCCAUGCUAGCAGCCCCUGUGCUGGAGAGGUGACGGUCCAACACUUUGGUCAAUAUACAGUGAAAUAUCUCGACACAGAUUGAACUGAUUGCCAUGAUAUUUGGUGCAGAUCAUCAGGUUCCCCAAAGGAUGAAUCUUCACAACUUCAGUGAUCUCAUGAGUUUUUAAUCAUGCGCCACCAUCAAGUCAAAAUUUCCUCAUCCAACAUUUUAGUUUUUUGGGUACAGUAUCUUUUUAUAAACGAUCUCCCCUCAGCUUCAGCUGUGCUUUAAAAUGAAAGGACAGGACAGACCAAAGGUAUCACUUAAUUUACAGUGACCAAGAACUCUUUCAUUGUGCAUAUGGCAUGCGUGGAGUAUAACAGAUUUUGGGAUAUACUUUCUUUGCUCUCUUCAGCCCCAUUUGCACAAGACUAGUAUUACAUGGGGACCUCAUGUGAUUUGAUGUCUGUGUUUCAUGUGGCUCAUUCACAUAAGAUAAGCAAAGAAUGUACUUGAUGUAUGUAUUUGAUAUAUGAUGCUUGAUGCGCCCAGUCAUUAGUAACUUCACUCUAAACUGUACACAACCACUCGUCACAUGUUUCAUGACUUUGCCGUUCUAAAGGAUUUGAACUUGAUUUUUCUGCAAACGGGUCUCCAUGUUGCGCAAUGGGAUUCAAAAUGCCGCUAAAACUUUUAUUUUUAACUGCCAGCGAAGCCUCCAUAUUCCUCAGCCGUGAAAAAGGCAGGUGGAGGCACCGUAAAAACCUAAAAACACAAAACCUAAACACAACCCCAAAUCACAGAGAUGGACUAAUAUUAUCACACGACCUCUGUGUCUGUCAUUUGCGGUGGAGUUUUUACUGAACAAAUUAUGUACAUGGCAGAUUUGCACAGGAUUAAGAUCACAGAUGACCUCCGCCAUAAUUACAAAUUACCAGAGGUCCGCAGAUAAAAGUAGUCCUGGGCGAAUAGGGCUUUCCAAAAAGUUACAGUAGAUAAUAAAACUGAUACUACACUCGUGUUUCUACAUGAACUAAGAUCCAAUUAUUUUAUCCCUUUCAAGUGUAUUUGCCAAAAAAGUUGAACUUUUGGCUUAAAUGCCGAUAAGAAUGCAAAAAUAGAUGCAUGUUACCAUGCUAACAGUGGCAUGUUAGCUUGUGAAUUAAAGAUAUACUAUGCAGGAUUUUCCUAUAAAAUAAUAUAUAGACCCAUACAUACAGAAGUAAGCCCUCUCAAUCUUUACUUUUGACCCAUUAAAAGUGUGUGGCGAUGUAUUAUCAUUUUAUCUGCAGAGACUCUGCCCUCUGCCUGGAUUUUCUUAUCUUCUGUGUACAGGACGUUUAAGAGUGCGAGGCUCGGGCCUCAUAUAAAGGUCACAACCAGGUGCUAGACUGCAAGUAGCACGCAGCAAAGAGACACAGCACCAAAAAAAAUGCAAAUAUAAUGAGGCUGAAUGCCAAACGAGUGAAUCUGGGGUUCACAUUUGCUUUCCAGUUUGCUGGUGAAUGUGGUUACAAACAGUAACUGACAAUCCUGCAUAGCAUACCUCUAACAUACAUGCUAAACUCCAGCAGUUUAGUGACCUAUCAACCUGGCAACCAUUAGCACUUAGCAUGUUUAGCAUGUCAUGACUUAGGUCAAAGCACAGCUGAGUCUGAUGUCCUGAAAUGGCCACUGUUCAGAGGAUAAUCUGUCCUUUCCUCUGGGACAAAGUAGGCAUUUUACACCCUGUUAGAUGUAAAGAUAGAAGUCAAACUUUUCUCUGUUUUUCAUCAUCCAACAGUUUUGUUUUUGGCCACAUGGGGCCUCUAGUGUGGCUACACUGUUUUAGUCUUGUUAUUAACCACAAGCAUUAAGUAUUUUAUUCCACCUUCCUUCUGUUGCAGGAAUUUGUGAAUGAUUUGGCAACAUGUUACAUAUGUACAUUUCUUGAGAAUAGUGUGGGAAUUGUUUUUAUCCUCCUGUGAUACAUUUUUGGGGGCUGACCCAGUGCUUGAAAAGCCAGUGGGCCAUAGAGCCAUGUGUACAGGCUUUAAGUUAUUAACCUCUUUUAGAGGCUCACAGUAAUGGCCAGUUACAACUAGAGUGCCUAUGUUUACACCACAGACUGUCCACACACUAAACUGCAACCUAUGGACAGUUAAGAACUACAAAAUGAAGAACCUAUGGUAAAAAGACCUGCACAGUGAAUCAGCCAUAUUCAGAAGGCUCUUUCGGGAGGUGGAUUGUUGGAUUUCUGCACCACAAAAUUGUACAACAAUGUUGCAAUGCAAUGCAAUUUGAGAACAAUGCAACUUUUGUCUUUUAUGCAUGACAAUAAACAGCAGACGGAGCCAAGUUCAGGAAACUUUAGCCAUAACCACCAAAUCACAAGAUUGAGUCGUAUGUUUUAGGCUGAGUGCCAUCAGGUACCAAACACCAGUAGUGCACAGAAUAAAAUAUUUUAAGUAUUGUUUUGAAA